Molecule: messenger RNA, 1305 nt
Organism: Micromonas pusilla CCMP1545
Lineage: Eukaryota; Viridiplantae; Chlorophyta; Mamiellophyceae; Mamiellales; Mamiellaceae
Exons: 2
Coding region: 1-1305 (434 amino acids)
Source: RefSeq, a predicted model, not a curated record
AUGACGACGCCCGCGGGGCCCGCGGCUCCUCCGCCGCGCCCGCCGCCGCCGCGUCUGGACCCCGCGUUCGACGGCGUCCUGCGCGCGGACCCGCGAAACCCGAACCGGUGCGAGUACUUCCAAGACCGCAACAAGCGCUGGCCGUUCCGCUGCGACGCGGACGGGCAUUCGCUCCUCUCUCGACUCCUCGAGGUCGCGACGCCCGUCGUGGGCUCCGUGCAGGCGAAGAUCGACGCCGCGCACGGCGAGCGCGCCUCCGCGGUCGUCGCGGAGGGCGCGCAGAUCUACGCGAGGAAGCCGAACAUGGGCGAGAACGACGUGACGUGGUCGCAGGCGGAGUACGGCCAUCUGGGCUUGCAGAAGGAGUACGUGCGCUACAAGUCCGUGCAGCGACUGACGGAGUCGUGGGCGUGCCUGCAGCGCGCGCGCGCGCGCGGCGUGUUCAGGGCGUUGCGCGAAGGAGGAGGAGGCGAUGACGAAGAGCGCACGCCGCUGCGCGUCGCGUCGCUCGGCGGCGGGCCCGGAUUCGAGCUCCUCGCCGCGCGAUGGUUCUUCGAGCGGCACUACCCGUCCUACGACCUCGACCUCGUCUCGUUGGACCUCGAGGAGAGCUGGCGCGAGCCCGCGCUGACGCUCGGCGUGCGCUUCAACGUAUGGGACGUGAACGACGGCGAGGGGUUAGAGCGCGCCGCGGGCGGGGACGUCGACUUCGCGAUCGCGUCGUACGUGUUCAAGAUGUACAUGACGAACGAGACGUGCGCGAAGUGGUUGGGGGAAAAACUCAACGGCGACGCGUCGCCGCUGCGCGCGGUGCUCGUCGUGUCGAGGGACGAGAACCUGGAGAGCGGGUCGAGGCUGCUGAGGGAGGUCGGGAGGGUGAAGGUGACGCCGCUGAUGGAUCAGAGCAACGGGCGGGACGACCGGCAGCUGGUGUUGACGCCGGGGACGGCGGCGGGCGUCCGCGCGACUGAUAACCUUAAGGGAAAAACAAGCGAUGAAUUAGUUGAAGACGUCGCGACGGCGACGGCGGCGGCGGCGGAGCCGCUGACGUUUCCGAACGUGCCGUACGAGGAGCAUAAAAAGAAACGCGCGGGGGGUGGCGGUUCGUACGGGGGACACGGCGGAGGCGAUAGGGGAGGCGGCGGCGGCGGCGGCGGCGGGAACGGGAGAAGGUUCGGCGGCGGCGGCGGGUGGUCGGAUCGACAUCGCGGCGGCGGCGGCGGCGGCGGAGGCAGGGAUAGUUCGUUUAGAGAUAGCCAUAGGAGCGGCGGCGGCGGCGGAGGCGGAGGCGGCGCGCGCUGGUAA